Messenger RNA from Syngnathoides biaculeatus (alligator pipefish), 4283 nucleotides. RefSeq names its product solute carrier family 6 member 15 (gene slc6a15). The record is from RefSeq and is a predicted model, not a curated record. The coding region runs from base 462 to 2684 and encodes 740 amino acids. Gene Ontology annotation, biological process: sodium ion transmembrane transport; L-leucine transport. NCBI's taxonomy places the organism in Eukaryota, Metazoa, Chordata, Actinopteri, Syngnathiformes, Syngnathidae. Gene Ontology annotation, cellular component: plasma membrane. Gene Ontology annotation, molecular function: proline:sodium symporter activity. The transcript has 12 exons.
AAACUGUGGAUGAAAAGAUGGGGUGUGAUGGGUCGUUAUCCGGGGGUAAAUGUGCGAGCGAACACCACCCCCCCCUCCUCCUCGGGUAUGUGCGUCGUGUUCCGAACCGGGUGGCUGGCGGAGCAAGUGACGGCGUCUUCCCACCCGCAUCAUCUUCGCCACAACUCACCGACAAGCCGACACAACACACCCGCCAUUGGACGCGUUAAGAACGAGUGAUAAUGUCCGCCCCGUGUAUGCGCUCUCACAAUUUCAUCCCUUGAGACGCGUCCGCCUCCUCUCGGCCUCUCCUUCUUCUUCAAUUUAGAUCUGGUGAUAACGAUGAAGUAAGAACAUCUGAAAAGAUUUAUCCUGAAAUCUCACAGACUCAAAUAAGCGGAAAACUUGAAAAGGGAGAACAAUUUGCGCUACCUUCCAGCAACAGGCACGUGGCAGCCCUCGCCCUCGUUUGCGUUUAUCAAAUGCCCAAAAACAGCAAGGCCGUCAAGAGAGAGCUUGACGACGAUGUCACCGAGUCGGCCCGGGACCUGCUUUCCAACGAGGACGCCUGCGACGAUUCCUUCAAGAAGAGCUCGCUGAUCAUCGGCGGCCCGGACGGCGACGGCAAGGAGCGCGAUGUGGAGGAGGGCGGCUCCGACGGCGACGAGGAGGAGGAGGAGGAGGAGCGGCCGGCCUGGAACAGCAAGCUGCAGUACAUCCUGGCCCAGGUGGGCUUCUCCGUAGGCCUCGGCAACGUCUGGAGGUUCCCCUAUCUGUGCCAGAAGAAUGGAGGAGGGGCGUACCUGGUGCCCUACUUGAUCCUGCUGGUGUUGAUUGGCAUCCCGCUAUUUUUCCUUGAGUUGGCCGUGGGUCAGCGCAUUCGUCGGGGCAGCAUCGGCGUGUGGAACUACAUCAGCCCUCGGCUGGGGGGUAUCGGCUUUGCUAGCUGCGUGGUGUGCUUCUUUGUGGCGCUUUACUACAACGUCAUCAUCAGCUGGAGCCUCUUCUACUUCUCGCAGUCCUUCCAGCAACCGCUGCCGUGGCACGAGUGUCCACUGGUCAAGAACGAGAACAGCACAUAUGUGGUCCCUGAGUGCGAGAAGAGCUCGGCCACCACGUACUACUGGUACCGCGAGGCCCUGGAUAUCUCCGACAGCAUCUCGGAUAGCGGAGGGCUCAACUGGAAGAUGACGCUGUGCCUGCUGGCCGCCUGGUCCAUGGUCUGCCUCGCCAUGAUCAAGGGAAUCCAGUCCUCCGGAAAGGUGAUGUACUUCAGCUCGUUGUUCCCGUACGUGGUGCUGAUCUGCUUCCUGGUGCGCUCGCUGAUCCUGGAGGGCUCCAUGGACGGUAUUCGCCACAUGUUCACGCCCAAGCUGGAGAUCAUGCUGGAGGCCAAGGUGUGGCGCGAGGCGGCCACGCAGGUGUUCUUCGCGCUGGGUCUCGGCUUCGGCGGCGUCAUCGCCUUCUCCAGCUACAACAAGCGCAACAACAACUGCCACUUCGACGCCGUGCUGGUGUCCUUCAUCAACUUCUUCACGUCCGUGCUGGCCACCCUGGUGGUGUUCGCCGUGCUGGGCUUCAAGGCCAACAUCAUGAACGGAAGAUGCGUGGCGCUCAACACCAACAAGAUUCCAGGUUUGCUGGGCAACGGCAUCGAGGCCAGCCUGAUCCCCAAACACAUCAACCUCAGUCAGAAGAUGAGCGUGGACGACUACCAUCAGUUGAUUGCCGCCAUCAGAGCCGUCAAGGAGGACAACUUCACCGAACUCGGUCUGGAGUCCUGCAACAUCGAGGACGAGCUCGACAAGGCGGUGCAGGGCACAGGCCUGGCGUUCAUCGCCUUCACGGAGGCCAUGACGCACUUCCCCGCCUCCCCCUUCUGGUCGGUGAUGUUCUUCCUCAUGCUGGUCAACUUGGGCCUGGGCAGCAUGUUCGGCACCAUCGAGGGCAUCCUGACGCCGCUCAUCGACACCUUCAAAGUGCGCAAGGAGCUCCUGACCGUGGGCUGCUGCGUGUUGGCCUUCUUCAUCGGUCUGAUGUUCGUGCAGCGCUCGGGCAACUACUUCGUGACCAUGUUCGACGACUACUCGGCCACGCUGCCGCUGCUCAUCGUGGUCAUCCUGGAGAACUUGGCCAUCGCCUGGUUCUACGGCAUCGACAAGUUCUUUGAGGACCUGAAGGACAUGCUGGGCUUCACGCCGUACCGCUUCUACUACUACAUGUGGAAGUACAUCACGCCCAUCCUGCUGUUGGUGCUGCUGGGCUCCAGCUUCGUCCAGCUCAUCAGAACGCCGCCCAGCUACAGCGCCUGGAUCCAGGAGCAGGCCAAGGAGGAGAAGGUGGCCUUCCCUCCGUGGGGCGUGGCGGUGUGCAUCUCCCUGGUGCUGGUGGCGGUGCUGCCCGUGCCGGUGGUCUUCGCGCUGCGCUACUUCAACGUGAUCAACGACGGCGCCGGCGGCAUCUCGGCCGUGGCCUACAAGAAAGGCCGCAUCAUUAAGGAGAGCGGCGCCCCCGGCGAGGGCGACGACGCCAGCCUCCUCCGGGGCAAGGCGGCGCCGAGCGAGGCGCCCUCGCCCGUGGCCGCCAACGGCAGCUGCCGCAAGCCGAGCGGCGGGGCCCCCGAGGCGGACGCCGCGUCCAACGGCGGCCACGGCGUCGGCUACCCGAUGGCCGACGUGCCGGACAUGCCGGAGUCGGACUUGUAGAGCGUACCUCCUCCUUCCCGUCUUGUCGUCCGUGUGUGUAUCGCAUACUCCUUCCUAGCUGCUUUAUUUCUUAUCAUUUCCUUGUCUGUCGUCUCUGAACCUGAACAUGUUAAAACGAGCGAGCAAGCGGUGGGAAUAGCCACACAGGGCAGUUCAUUAAGUACACCACCAGGGGGCGCUCUGGUGUCAAAUAAAAGCUCGUCCCCUCACUUCCACAUAGUUUUCUUGCCACCAAGAUAACACAAAAUGGCUCCAACCAUAAGUUUUCCCUUCUGUUCAGCACCAAGAUGCCACAAGAGGGUGGCAACUGGGCAAGGCCCAAGUUUUCAACUGUCAUGACAACCCUUUGCAAUCUUCAUGAAUUUAUGUCAUAAAAGCAAAAAUGCAGCCAUAGGGUUGCCCCCCCUGACCGAGAUUAAAUGUAUUACUGACAAACCAGGUAGACCACUGGUGUCAAACUCAAGGCCAGGGGGCCAGAUCUGGCCCGCCGCGGAAGCAAAUCCUGUGUAUAAACGUUCCAUGAUUUUAUUGUUUGUCCCAAAACUUCAAACAAUAGUCAUAAGUGACAACGUUGAGAUAUCGCAAGCAUUUUUGCAUUCUCAAACAAAACAUUUUGAUUUCUGAUUCCAAAACUAGUUCAUAAAUUUCGUGUGUAAACAGGAGGCGGUUAAAGAUUUUUAUGGUUUCAGUCCCCUCUGACGGGAACUAAGUACAAUGUGGGUCGCGACAAAAAUUACUUUGAUUUCUCUCGUUAGCAAGAGACAGACAAUAAUGUCAUGUUGAAGGUCUUGAGUGUUUUCCAGCUUUGUAUUUUGGCACCCUAAGAUUUUGAGAAACUAUAGCCCCACCCACCCCUUUUUAUAUGCUUAAAAUAGGUUCACUUGAGAAUUGCCAUGUUGUUGGCAUCAAAUGCUCGAUGGGGCCACACAUGGCCCACAAGCCUCAGGUUACGCACCCCUAAAAUCAAACCACAAAAAAAUACCCGAGUCAUACGUCACAUGAAAGGUCGGGACGAGUGCAUGCCAGAUAUGCCUUCGGUUCCUCCCAUUUUUACCUCAUGAGGGAACCGAUGGCAGAGGAAAAUGGAAAUCGUAUUGUAAUUCACGAGCAGGUGUACCUAAUGAAGUGUCCGUUGAGCGUGGCCCUUCCCACCGUACGUGCAUAACCCCCUGACCCCCGACCUCUGUCCCCACUCACUCGAUCUUUCGAAUCCCAACUCCUCGCUGCUGAAAGUGUGAGCAAUAAGGUGGACGUGCCACCGAGGCAGUGUUUUGCGCAUACGUCGAAAAAGUCCCACCGUCGUCCCGACGAUGUCAUUUAUGGAAUACGCCACGUUUGUAUAGUUACGGUAUUCUGUAAAUAUAUAAAUAUAUUUAUCUGCCUUAUUUGGAUUAGUGUUUGUAAAGGUUCAGUCAUGAAAUCAUUAUUAACGUCAUUGUUUUCAUUUUUUUUUUUUUUUUUACUAAUGUGUUUGUGAGGGCCGAGUCCUCGUCCUUGUAAAUAAUUUUUAUCCAUGAAAUGGCUUGAAAACAUGCAGCAGAGAAAUGUCUUUCCCCUCCUCGUCUUCUACAUCAAACAUUAAAUAUGAUCCAAAAACAA